Myotis myotis is the source of this 6519-nucleotide messenger RNA. It is a transcript of the gene INTS6, whose product is annotated as integrator complex subunit 6. Gene Ontology annotation, biological process: snRNA 3'-end processing. Lineage: Eukaryota; Metazoa; Chordata; Mammalia; Chiroptera; Vespertilionidae. Bases 516 to 3182 code for a protein of 888 amino acids. The transcript is spliced from 18 exons. Gene Ontology annotation, cellular component: integrator complex. The record is from RefSeq and is a predicted model, not a curated record.
GCUUCAGUAGCGAGAGGGGCUGAGAAAGUGGUGACACCGCCGGGUUGCGGAGGGAGUCCCUGAAACUUCUCCCAACAGCCCCAGGGCCAAUCUCCUUUCAGCCCACUCCCCUCUUCGCCAGCUCCCAGGUCCCCACUCCCUGCAUCGGGGGUGGGGUGGGGGGCCAGGCUCGUCUCCCGCUGGGACACACACAGGGGCCGGGAACGGGGACGGGACCCCCGAGGCGGGGGGACGGACCGACAGACAGACGGCCGGCUCCCGCCCCAGCGGGCAGGCAGGCAGGAGGAGGCGGAGACGGGGGUACGACGGGGAGGACUGGGUCUGGGAGUUUCCUCUCAACUACCGGGGGAGAAACUCCCCGCAGCCGGAGGAAAGACCCAGACGGUGUUUUCCUCCCGGGGGCCGCGCUCCCCCGCCCCGCGUAGCGGCGGUCGCCGCCGCCGCCACCGGCGCCUCCACCUCUACCAUCUCCUCUUUCUCCACCACCGCGGGCCCCGGUGUUCCCGGCCAGCACUAUGCCCAUCUUACUGUUCCUGAUAGACACGUCUGCCUCUAUGAACCAGCGCAGCCAUCUGGGCACCACCUACCUGGACACGGCCAAAGGCGCGGUAGAGACCUUCAUGAAGCUCCGCGCCCGGGAUCCUGCCAGCCGCGGAGACAGGUAUAUGCUGGUCACUUUCGAAGAGCCGCCCUAUGCUAUCAAGGCCGGAUGGAAAGAAAACCAUGCAACGUUUAUGAAUGAACUGAAAAACCUUCAGGCUGAAGGACUUACGACUCUUGGCCAAUCCCUAAGGACAGCUUUUGAUUUAUUAAAUUUAAAUAGAUUAGUAACUGGCAUAGACAACUAUGGGCAGGGAAGAAACCCCUUUUUCUUGGAGCCAGCAAUAAUUAUUACAAUUACUGAUGGGAGCAAGUUGACUACUACUAGUGGAGUCCAGGAUGAGCUCCAUUUACCUCUUAAUUCUCCUUUGCCUGGAAGUGAAUUGACCAAGGAACCUUUUCGUUGGGAUCAGAGACUCUUUGCAUUAGUGUUGCGGUUGCCUGGCACCAUGUCAGUAGAAUCAGAACAGUUGACAGGUGUGCCUUUAGAUGACUCUGCAAUCACACCAAUGUGUGAAGUGACAGGCGGUCGCUCUUACUCUGUAUGUUCUCCAAGAAUGCUUAAUCAGUGUCUGGAGUCCUUGGUGCAGAAAGUGCAAAGUGGAGUGGUAAUAAACUUUGAAAAAGCAGGACCAGAUCCUUCCCCUGUAGAAGAUGGGCAGCCAGAUAUAUCAAGGCCUUUUGGAUCUCAGCCUUGGCAUAGCUGUCACAAACUCAUAUAUGUCAGGCCAAAUCCCAAAACUGGGGUUCCUAUAGGUCAUUGGCCUGUUCCAGAGUCUUUUUGGCCAGAUCAGAAUUCUCCAACAUUACCACCUCGUACAUCUCAUCCUGUAGUGAAGUUUUCCUGUACAGACUGUGAACCAAUGGUUAUUGACAAAUUGCCUUUUGACAAAUACGAGUUGGAACCUUCACCACUGACUCAAUUUAUCCUGGAAAGGAAAUCUCCUCAAACAUGUUGGCAGGUAUAUGUGAGCAAUAGUGCAAAAUAUAGUGAACUUGGUCAUCCCUUUGGUUACUUGAAAGCCAGUACAGCACUGAAUUGUGUCAACUUAUUUGUGAUGCCUUACAAUUACCCAGUCCUCCUUCCCCUUUUAGAUGACUUGUUUAAAGUACAUAAAGCAAAACCAACAUUGAAAUGGAGACAGUCAUUUGAAAGUUAUUUGAAGACAAUGCCUCCCUACUAUCUUGGGCCUCUGAGGAAAGCUGUUAGAAUGAUGGGAGCACCUAACCUCAUAGCAGACAGUAUGGAAUAUGGACUAAGUUACAGUGUCAUUUCAUACCUCAAAAAAUUGAGUCAACAGGCCAAAAUAGAAUCUGAUCGAGUCAUUGGAUCUGUAGGCAAAAAAGUAGUACAGGAAACUGGAAUUAAAGUCCGAAGCCGAUCACAUGGUUUAUCAAUGGCCUAUAGGAAAGAUUUUCAACAACUCCUCCAGGGAAUUUCAGAGGAUGUUCCUCAUAGACUGCUGGACCUGAACAUGAAAGAAUACACUGGGUUCCAAGUUGCUUUGCUCAAUAAGGAUUUAAAGCCACAGACAUUUAGAAAUGCAUAUGACAUACCUAGACGGAAUCUUUUGGAUCACUUAACAAGAAUGAGAUUUAAUCUUAUGAAGAGCACCCGAAGAUUUCUUAAAGGACAGGAUGAAGAUCAAGUACACAGUGUUCCUAUAGCACAAAUGGGGAAUUACCAGGAAUAUCUCAAGCAAGUACCUUCUCCACUAAGAGAACUUGAUCCUGAUCAGCCUCGAAGGUUACAUACAUUUGGCAACCCUUUUAAGCUGGAUAAAAAGGGUAUGAUGAUAGAUGAAGCAGAUGAAUUUGUGGCUGGACCUCAAAAUAAACAUAAACGACCUGGAGAACCAAAUAUGCAAGGGAUCCCUAAAAGACGUCGCUGUAUGUCUCCACUGCUGAGAGGCAGACAGCAGAAUCCAGUUGUGAACAAUCAUAUUGGAGGAAAAGGACCACCUAUACCUAUGACUCAAGCACAGCCAGAUCUUAUUAAACCCCUUCCUCUUCAUAAAAUUUCAGAAGCCAGUAAUGAUUCAACAAUAGAUGAUGUGGUUGAAAAUCAUGUUGCUGACCAACUUUCAUCAGAUAUUACACCAAAUGCUAUGGAUACUGAAUUUUCAACAUCAUCUUCUCCAGCCAAUUUACUGGAACGACCAACCAAUCAUACAGAGACUCUUGGUCAUGAUCAUUUAGGAACUAAUGACCUCACUGUUGGUGGAUUUUUGGAAAAUCAUGAGGAGCCAAGAGAUAAAGUACAAUGCCCUGAAGAGAAUAUACCAGCAUCUUCACUCAACAAAGGGAAGAAAUUGAUGCAUUGCAGAAGCCACGAAAAAGUCAACACUGAACUAAAAGCACAAAUAAUGAAAGAGAUUAGAAAGCCAGGAAGAAAAUAUGAAAGAAUCUUCACUUUACUGAAGCAUGUACAAGGCAGUUUACAAACAAGACUAAUAUUUUUACAAAAUGUCAUUAAAGAAGCAUCAAGGUUUAAAAAACGAAUGCUAAUAGAACAACUGGAGAACUUCUUGGAUGAAAUUCAUCGAAGAGCCAAUCAGAUCAACCAUAUUAAUAGCAAUUAAAAGAAAACAGAAUGUGGCCACUUAUUUCACUAUAUCUUCUCCAAAUACAAAGUAAAUACAAGACUGUUGUGAUUUUGCAUUCAUUUUUUGACAUGCAUUGUUGGCUAUUUGAAAUACUAAGAGCAAGUCUACAGAACCUUUCUCAUCAUUUUACAGUGACCUUUUCAUUUUGGUUUAUUUUUGUAAUGUGAAAAGUAUCACUCUAAAAAACAUUUUUAUUUAACAAACUUAAAAAUAUUCCUUCAAAUCUCUUGCUUGUCAUUGACUCUUGCGUGUCAAUUUCCCUCAGGUUCUAUUUUCUUAAACCAACCUUUAAAAUUGUCACCUCUGUUAAGGUUGAACUUUGCCAAAAAAAUAAAAAAGAAGUUACUUUGUAAUUUUUGGGGAAAAAAGCACAUACAUUAAAACUAGGUAAUGUUUUGUAUAUACAGUUAUUUUGGAUAUAUUAUUGUAAGUUGUACAAAUGUAUUUUGAAGAAUAUUUAAGAAAAGCACUUUUGUUAUUCCAUCAAUAAAUGCUCUAUUUUACUCUUGUGUGGUUUAGGAAAUAAUCACAUUUAAAGAAAUCAUUUAAAACUAUCUUAAGGUAAUGGAAUUUUAAAAGCUUUGCUUUAUAGCAUUGAAAAAAAUACACCACUUGAAGUUCAUAUUUGUUAAACCUAACUGUAAUUACUUGGUACAUAAUCUGCAUUGUCUUUUUUCUAUAUGUUCUUAUCUUUUGUUGGUCAUGCCAAAGUACUCCCAUUUCUUCCCAGAGGAUGGAAUCAACAAUAUCUGUAGCAGAUAGGCAGAUACUUUAAAAGCUGUUUAAAAAGCAGACACCUUUGGACAUUAUUGGUUUCCUUAUUUCCCUUCAACCCCUUUUCCUUUCUUACUAGGAUUAUAGAUGGCUCAGAGUUGAAACUGUUAGGGAGUUGUAAGUUUGGGGAACAUCACAUACUCUGAAAUAGCUUCCUGUUAGCAGCUUGAUGCCAUGCUUACAAAAGUCCCAUAAAUUGGGAGUUCAAGGGGGAUCUCUUUGUUCUCUGCUAUUCUCAUACAUAAACUCUCCAUUUUAUUUGAAGCUAAAUGAAAAGGAAACACAUUAGGAUGACUUGGCUCAUUUUGCAUUACCCCCGUUUACCUGGGACAAGGAAAAACAAACACUCUUCAUUGUCCACCUUCAGUAAAGUGGCCUCAUGUCCUUACUGAGGACACGACCCUAUAACCUGACUCACCAUUCAUAUAUCACUGCUGUGCCUUGUAGUGCUUUGGGGUAGCCGGUAGAAAAAGAAAAAUGCAUUUAGAUUAAGUGGGUGAAAUAAAUUUAUAAAAUUAUAGUAAAAUUGAAGUAUUUUUAGGUUCAUAACAUUUGAAAAUUACAUACCCUUAUCUUUUUACACUUUAGUAGAACAGUUUUUACAUUUCAAGGGUAUAGGGUAAUGAAAUUGUAACUUUUUAUGAAGAAAAGCAUAGAUGAAAGUGGAGAACAUGUUUGAGAUCUGUUAAUUUUUUUAGUCUAGGGGAUUUGAAACUCUCCUAAUACUGAAGAUAAACCCUGUCAAGAAAAAGAAGCAUGUAUAAUGUUACAUAGUAUUUUCAUAUGCAAUUCUUUAAACCUUUUUUACCUCUACUAACUUUCUUUAAAGCAGGAUGUCAUUUAAUAGAUGGAAUUGUUAAGGUAAUUAUCUACAGUCACAUUGCUAAAUUCAGCAAGAGUUACACAAAAUCCAGAAUAUAUUGUCUGGUCUUAAAUUAUAUAUAAAUGUUUAUAUUCUGAGAUUAAUGGAAGGGAUUACAUACAAGUCAUUCAGAUAAAAAUUCAUGCUUAAGAAUAUUUAGGAAAGGGAUUCAGUCUAUUCCAAUAUUUAGUGUCCUUAUCAAAAAAAUUCUAAUUUUCAUUUCAAAAGUUGCUUAUGAGCUACUAAUCCUUUAGACUCUUGACCUUUAAUCCAUUGUUGGGGGGAUGAACCUUAGAAAGAGUUGUAAAGAAGCAGUUUAUUCAACCUCUUUUUGUCAAUUUCUGCCACAGUACUCUACACGCUCAUCCUAAAACCUAGUCACAAGGUUUGAAACCCAUUGAAAUUCAAGCUUAAUAUCCCACCUCUAUCAGGUUUUCUGCAUUUUAAGAAACUUAGCUUAUAUUUCAAUUAGUGAAAUACUGUAGAAUUCUUAUAAGCAAAGGGGAAGUGGACUAUAUUUGAGUGAAAUAUGUCUUUUAGGCCUUUCAGCUCGCUGGAUGACUAGGCUGGACAAAUUAUAUUUUUCAACAGUUAAAUCUUGAGAUAAAGAGUUUUUCUUAAUGGUCUCAUGUGUCCCAUUUGUCAAUUGAUGAGUCAUUAUUUGCCCUUAUUAGUAAGAUUGAUCAAUUUGGUAUACUGAAGGCUGAGACUCAUUUUUAUCUCUUCAAUACCCCUGUCACCAGAAGAGUGUCCAUCCACUUGUGUGAUGUGGGUAAGUAUCUCUGAGAAAGAGGUAAAUUAAUUCACAGGGACUAUAGAUGUGCAGCAGAUUAUGUCACUGGUUUUGGAUUAGCCUUAUGUUUUCAUUCUCUGUUUACUAAGGCAAUUCUACAAACUAUCAUCGAAAUGGUAGUGUGUCCUUUACUACUACAAAGAUUUUAUAGUCAUUUUUAAAAUAUAUUUUAUUGAUUUUUUACAGAGAGGAAGGGAGAGGGAUAGAGAGUUAGAAACGUCGAUGAGAGAGAAACAUCGAUCAGCUGCCUCCUGCACAUCUCCCACUGGGGAUGUGCCUGCAGCCAAGGUACAUGCCCUUGACCGGAAUCGAACCUGGGACCCCUGAGUCCGCAGGCCGACGCUUUAUCCACUGAGCCAAACCGGUUAGGGUGAUUUUACAGUCAUUUUUAUGCAGUUAAAUUCCAAGAAAGAAAUUGUUCUCGUAACUGUCAUCAACUUUAAUUGGCUAUCAGCUUUUGACAAUGACCUUUCUGUUCCAAUUUAGUCUCCUGUCUGUCUGAAGGGAGUAGAACCUGUCAUCUUUCAUUUUUUACAUGUAUGUUUUCUAAGAGAGGGCUCUCUGUUGCUUGUUCUGAGUGAUAUGUGUCAUUUUCAUCUAAUAAUAUGUAUGGGGUUGGGAUGAUUACUAGCAGGACAUAUCUGUUGAUGGACCUUUUCUCCCCAAAUAAUCCCAAAAUGAUCAUUUUCAUCCUUUUUGUCACAAAAGUGUUCCUUUGAUUUCUAGCACAACUUGCAGCAGUAUGCAAAUGAUUCUCAGAUAAAAUGAUGUUGACAAUAUUUCCUUAAAAAUUUGUGUAAAGCCUAUGCCUAAUUUUCAUGAUUCUAACUUUUGACUUUUUUCUCUCCAUAAAUAAAAAUAAUGCCUGAUGUUUAGUUAAAGUA